AUUCUUUCUGUGUUUUAUCUGUCUUCCCAAAAUUUUGUAUAAACUGUGUGUAAGCCAGCUGUUAGCUCUCUAGCUAAAUGUUUACUUAGCAGAGCAGGUGCAACGGUCGCUAGUUAGCUACCUAUCCUUCUCUAGUUUGACAAUCAAGGGGCGUUGCUUGACAGCAGAUUGUAGCGACAGUUUUAUUUCAGUUUAAUCUCUAGCAAGGUGGCUGACCUCCUAACAAACAUGUCGAUGUCGGGCUCGAGUUGUUCUCUUAACGGACUGACAAUGAUAACAUUGAAAUGGUGAAGUGAAAGCGGAGAAAUGAGUAAAUCCAAAAUGACGACAGAGAAAGGAAUCCCCAGUAACUCCAGGGUGUCGAUCCUGCUGGGUCAGCUGGAGAAGAUCAAUGGCGAGGAAGCGGUCGGCGAUGUGAAGUUCGCCCGACACAUCACAGCCAAAAUCCUGCACCUCCUUCAGACACAAGAGAAAAUCAGGAAAGAGAUCAUGGCCAAAGGUUCAAGUGGGAUGGAGGUCAUCCUCUCUUCGUUAGAGAGCACAAGGGACCCACAGACAGUGCUGAAUAUUCUGUACAUUCUUAAUGAGCUGGUGUCAGCAGGCAGCGGGCACAGGGUGGGGGUGCUGGUUUCAAAGGGGGGGACGGCAAUUCUGCUGCAACUGUUGAUAAGCGCCAGUAAGGAGGCCCCGCCCAGUGAUGAGCUCAUGCUGCAGCUGCACUCCAUUCUGGCCAAAGUUGGACCAAAAGAUAAGAAGUUUGGCAUCAAAGCGCGGAUCCAUGGGGCUCUGAACAUCACUGUGAACCUGCUGAAGCAAAACCUGCAGAACCACAAACUCCUGCUGCCCUGCCUGCAAGUGCUGCGCGCCUACUCUGCCAACUCUGUUAACGCUGUCUCCCUGGGGAAGAAUGGCGUCAUCGAUGUACUGUUCAAAAUCAUCUGCCCCUACAGUAAGAAGAGCAGCAGUCUACUGAAAGUGUCCCUGGACACAGUGGCAGCUUUGCUGAAGUCGAAGACCAACGCGCGGCGUGCGGUGGACCGGGCGUACGUGCCCGUGCUGCUCGCCCUCUACCAGGACUGGCACCGCAACGACACACGGCACAGGCACAUGCUCAUACGCAAGGGCAUUCUGGGAUGCGUCAGGAACAUCACCAACAUCAAAGUGGGCAGGAAGGCCUUCGUCGACGCCCAUGGAAUGAGAAUUCUCUACAGCACGUCUACUGAGUGCCUCCCCGUGCGGACAUUGGAUUCCCUAGUGAACACCUCCAGCCUCAUCAUGCGCAAGUGUUUCCCCAAAAACCGCCUGCCUCUGACCACCAUCAAGUGCGUCUUCCAGCACCCCCUGCCUCACCUGCCCCCUGGGGGGCCCGUCGCAGAAAUGUACAGCCAGUCGUCUGAUGUGGACGACGUGCUGGACGAGAGUGACGAGAACGAGGACACGGAGAACGAAGAGGACGAGAAAGACCGGAACUCUCCGAAUGACGACAUCGAGACCGACAUCAGUAAACUCCGCCCCAAGCAGAGCCUGACCCGGCCCCUGCAGGAGCUGAAGAUGUACGAGCGCUUCUUUCCAGAACUUUCUGAAGAUUUUCAGAAAUAUUUUGAUGACUGCGAGGACACAAAGCCGACACCCCCGGCUCUGAAAUCUGUCGGCCCAAUCAUCGUCCCCACGGCACAGGUGCCGGCCCAGCCCCUCCUCGGCUCGGCCCACGGGGAGGAGCCCGGGGACCCGCCCCUGCAUUUGGACAGCAUCGGCAUCGACCACAGGCCCCGCCCAGACCAGGAGCUGGCGCAGGACCUGGAGCGCGUGACGCUGGGGGCGUCGGACUCGCCGCCGCCGCAGGCCUACGAGCGGGAGGACAACCUCCGGCGCGUCUACGAGCGCGAGUGCGAGGACGACUGCAGCUCGCUGUCCUCGGGGGAGCAGGUGUGCCUGGAGGUGCCCGACACGGCCGCCAUGUUGCCGCUGCACGACCCCGAGCUGUACAUCCACAUGGAGAAGACCACCCGCUCCGUCCCGCGCUACAGCGAGGUGGCCUACCCCGACUACUUCGGACACGUCCCCCCGCCCGUCCCUGAGCACGUCCUGGAGAGGGUGCACGGCGUUCAGAGGAUGAAGAUCUUCCAGGACAUCGAGCGGCUCAUCCACCCGGCUGACAUCCUGGAGAAAGUGGUCUACGACCUCGACCUGCACCUGCACAGGUCUCCGGUGAUCAGCGAUGGAGAGGCUCUGAAAUUCAACUCCCAGUUUGAGUCCGGAAACCUGAGGAAGGUGGUCCAAGUGAGGAAGCUUGAGUAUGACCUCAUCCUGAACCCUGACAUCAACAGUAACCAUUACCACCAGUGGUUUUACUUUGAAGUGAGCGGCAUGCGCGUUGGCACCCCCUAUCGCUUCAACAUCAUAAACUGUGAGAAAUCCAACAGCCAGUUCAACUAUGGUAUGCAGGUGCUGAUGUAUUCUGUUCAGGAAGCUAUUCGGGGCCAGCCCCACUGGGUCCGCACCGGGGCAGAUAUCUGCUAUUACAAGAAUCACUUCUCCCGGAGCUCUAUGGCAGCGGGAGGGCAGAAGGGAAAGUCGUACUACACCCUGACUUUCACCAUCACCUUCCACCACAAGGACGACGUCUGCUACUUUGCCUACCACUACCCCUACACCUACUCCACCCUCAAGAUGCACCUGCUGAAGCUGGAGGCCCAGCGCACAGAGCAGAUCUACCUGCACCAGGACGUCCUGUGUGAGACUCUGGGGGGCAACGGCUGCCCCGUCCUCACCAUCACCGCCAUGCCUCAGUCCGCCGCGCCCGAACACGUCUGCCAGCUCAGGAACAGGCCGUACGUGUUCCUGACGGCGCGGGUGCACCCUGGCGAGACCAACGCUAGCUGGGUGAUGAAGGGAACGCUGGAGUUCCUCAUGAGCUGCACCGCUGCAGCGCAGAGCCUCAGAGAGGCCUUCAUCUUCAAGAUCGUCCCCAUGCUGAACCCUGACGGAGUCAUCAACGGCAAUCACCGUUGUUCUCUGAGUGGGGAGGACCUGAAUCGCCAGUGGCUGAAGCCCAACGCCGAGCUGCACCCCACAAUCUACCACACCAAGGGGCUGCUGCAGUACCUCUCUGCCAUACAGAGGGCGCCGCUGGUGUUCUGUGAUUAUCACGGUCACUCGCGUAAGAAGAACGUCUUCAUGUACGGCUGCAGCUUGAAGGAGACGGUGUGGCAGACCAGCAGCAGCAGCACCACUUCCUGUGACCUGCAGGAAGACCUGGGGUAUAGGACUCUACCGAAGAUCCUAAGCCAGGUGGCUCCAGCCUUCAGCAUGUCCAGCUGCAGUUUCGUGGUGGAGAAGUCGAAGGAGUCCACGGCUCGGGUGGUGGUGUGGAGGGAGAUCGGGGUGCAGAAGAGCUACACCAUGGAGAGCACGCUGUGCGGCUGUGAUCAGGGCAGGUACAAGGGUGUACAGAUAGGCACGCGGGAGCUGGAGGAGAUGGGGGCUCAGUUCUGUGUGGCUCUGCUGCUGCUCAAAGGCAUCACCGCCCCCCUGGAGCUGCCCAGCCCCACACACCUCCUGCACCUGGAGAGCGAUGUCAUCCAGACCACCUGCUGCAAGGCUGCCAGCCCCAGCUGCUGUGUGUUGGAGGAGGACGAGUCCUUCCUGGAAGAGGUGGACUACAGCGCCGAGAGCAACGAGGAGAACGCUGAGGACGACCAUCUCUCUGACCCUGAGGCCGUCCUCACCUGAACCAGGCCUCGCCCUCACCUGUACGAGGCCCCGCCCUUACCUCUGCCGGGCCCCACCCUCACCUGUACGAGGCCCUGCCCUCACCUCUGCCGGGCCCCGCCCUGACCUCUACAAGGCCCCUCCCUCACCUCAGCCUGGCCCCGCCCUCACCUGUACGAGGCCCCGCCCUCACCUGAGCUGGCCUCAUCCGCAGCCAAGCUUGGCCCCUCCCCCAGUGCAUUACAGGAUAUACAAACCACACCUUACCUGCCUUCUUUACAGUACAGUCAGGGCUAAGCUUCACCAAUAAACUGUUGCUUUAACACAGGCUUUGGCGUUUGUGUUUCAGAAGUAAUGCUGAGAAAUGCCCCCUACCCCCCUCACUAAAACACCAAAGCCCCUCUGUAUCCCCAACCUGCUCUGGGGUGUUCAACUGCUGCUGGGUUUUUAGCUGUAGAUAUUAUUCUACAUGUAUGUUUGUAUGGUCGAUGCAUGACUGUUUAAUAUCUUGCUUUUUAAUUUAUUGAUUUUUCUGCAACUUUUUUGUCAAAUAAAAAUGUAUUAUUAAAUGUGAAAUAUGUGGUACUGAGGUUGUAGGGGGAGAACGGAAAAGUGGUCAGAAUCUUGCGCUUGCAAAGAAUGUCAGGAAAUAAAUGUUGGCCAAAAAA
Molecule: messenger RNA, 4379 nt
Organism: Conger conger (European conger)
Lineage: Eukaryota; Metazoa; Chordata; Actinopteri; Anguilliformes; Congridae
Gene: agtpbp1
Product: ATP/GTP binding carboxypeptidase 1
Exons: 26
Coding region: 307-3732 (1141 amino acids)
Biological process (GO): C-terminal protein deglutamylation; proteolysis; protein side chain deglutamylation
Molecular function (GO): zinc ion binding; metallocarboxypeptidase activity
Source: RefSeq, a predicted model, not a curated record